AUGUCAGAGUCACCCAUUCGCGCCGGUGCCGAUUCACAUCUGUGUCAAUUCCAAGGCUUCCUCAUUCAGAUGUUUGUUCCCGCCGAUGCCCUUUGGAAUCUGGCCAUGGCAAUUAAUGUUUACUUGACAUUGUUCAAGAAGUACAAUGCCCAGCAACUCAAAGCAUUGGAGUGGAAAUACCACUUGAUGGCCUAUGGAGCCCCAUUUGUCAUCGCCUUCAUUUUCAUCUUCGUUGAAAAUGAGGAAAGAGGCAAGAUCUAUGGCCCAGCAGUGCUAUGGUGUUGGCUAUCCCAUGACUGGGAUUUCUUGCGUAUCGCUGUGUGCUAUGGUCCAGCAUGGGUCUGCAUCAUCGCUUCUUUUGCAAUCUACAUCAUGGCCGGCCGCGAGAUCUUCAAGAAACGUCACCAACUAAGAGCAUUCGGCAAUCCCUCAGAUGACCACAAUUAUGCCUACAAAACCACAGAUUAUCAAGUGACUAGCGACUUUGAGAGCCUCCCCCUCAAAAACAUCUCCGAAGCCUUCAUUUCCCCUGCCGACCGCAAGAGCCGCAACCCUAGCGACCCGUCUCACAUCAGCUACCCAAAAUAUAAUGUCAAAAUCUCGGCUGCGCCUCGACCCUCGAUACUGCACCAUACCAGUAUCGAAUACAAGCAACAAAAGAAGAACAGGGCAGCUCUGGAAGCCAACAGAGCGGCUUUCGGUUACACGAAAGUGGCUUCUCUAUUCUUCGUCUCCCUGCUCGUCACCUGGGUGCCCUCCUCCAUCAACCGCGUCUACUCUCUCAUCUACCCCGAGUCCAUCUCCGUUCCCUACGCGUACGCAGCUGGCAUUGUACUUUCCCUUAUGGGCUUCUGGAACUCAGUCAUCUACGUCACAACCUCGCGCGCCGCUUGCAGGACACUCCUCUUAAAUCUCUUCCGAAAAUUCGGUGGAAGUCGCAGUGCUAGGUUGUCCAUCGAUGGCGACGGCCCAUUAAUGGGGACGGCGUAUGAGAGUCCACCACGAGAAGGAGCAGCAGCAGGGUGA
Molecule: messenger RNA, 1026 nt
Organism: Letharia columbiana
Lineage: Eukaryota; Fungi; Ascomycota; Lecanoromycetes; Lecanorales; Parmeliaceae
Exons: 4
Coding region: 1-1026 (341 amino acids)
Biological process (GO): cell surface receptor signaling pathway; adenylate cyclase-activating G protein-coupled receptor signaling pathway
Cellular component (GO): plasma membrane
Molecular function (GO): G protein-coupled receptor activity
Source: RefSeq, a predicted model, not a curated record